UCGAGUGUGAAAUCUCUUCUGCUCCGACGGUGACCGGAGAAAACGCCGAUGACAUUUCGAGGACCGACGAACAAAAUGUUUUCAUUCAAAGUAAUGCUGAUAUCCACUAGUGUCUUGUCCGCCGCGAUUAUGCUGAAAUUAUCAGUUCCGGCGAUAACGGAUUUUGCUGUUUAUGAGGUGCCUUCGAUCUACAACGGCGUCGUUUCGUGGCUCCGGCCACCGUAUCUGUACCUCCUGAUUAAUUGCAUCAUCAUCACUAUCGUCGCCUCCUCCAAGAUCCAGUUGAGGAAGGACGAUUCGUCCGCAACGCCGACCCAGGCCAUGGCUGCAGAUUCAGUACAUCCAUUGCCGGUACCGCUGCUCUCUGCGAAAAACGUUGAAACGGAAUAUCAUACAUACGACAGUGGAGUGCAGAGCGAUUCCUGCGUGUAUCAACUCGAUGUGCAAAAACGAUUAGAUCUCGACGCCUACGAGCGCGUGGAGGCAAGGGCGGGCGCCGAAAAUGAACAAUCGGCGUUCGUCGUUCGUGCGGCGGACGGAGGUGCUGCGUUUGCGGAGGAUGCGAUGAGCAACAAGGAAAACGAGUAUGUUUUCAGUAAAUCCUCAGCAAAUACGGCAAGGAACGAGAAUAUACCGGCGGAAUAUUCUCCGUCGAAAGUGAAACCGCCUGUGUCUGCGAGAUUCGUUCACCGGAGGAAUGUCAAAGCCAGUCCUGAAGGAGGCAAGACGGUGUUGGGAGUAUCCAAGCCGAAGAGGAACGACACUCUGGAGAGCACGUGGAAAGCCAUAACCGACGGCCGCCCAAUCCCUCUGACGAGGCACCUGAAGAAAUCCGACACGUGGGAGCGGGAGCACGUGGUCCGGCGGCAGGAGAAGACGAUGGGGAAGGCGGCGACAUUCAGCGCCGCCGCCGGAAGUCCAUCUCCGCCGGGGAAAUUGAGGAGAGAGGCGUCGCUGAGCCAGGACGAGCUCAACAGGCGAGUUGAAGCCUUCAUUAAAAAAUUCAACGAGGAGAUGAGACUGCAACGGCAAGAGUCCCUUAACCAGUACAAACAAAUGAUCAACCGCUGA
Andrographis paniculata is the source of this 1071-nucleotide messenger RNA. RefSeq lists its product as uncharacterized. The record is from RefSeq and is a predicted model, not a curated record. Lineage: Eukaryota; Viridiplantae; Streptophyta; Magnoliopsida; Lamiales; Acanthaceae. The transcript has 2 exons. The coding region runs from base 49 to 1071 and encodes 340 amino acids.